This is a messenger RNA of Vanessa atalanta (red admiral), 405 nucleotides long. Its product is annotated as dolichyl-diphosphooligosaccharide--protein glycosyltransferase subunit 4. The coding region runs from base 203 to 307 and encodes 34 amino acids. Gene Ontology annotation, cellular component: oligosaccharyltransferase complex. NCBI's taxonomy places the organism in Eukaryota, Metazoa, Arthropoda, Insecta, Lepidoptera, Nymphalidae. The record is from RefSeq and is a predicted model, not a curated record. The transcript is spliced from 3 exons.
UGAGUAUUCUAGGCUUAAUUUUCGAAUACCCCAUAUUUUUUAUCAAUAUUAUGCCAGCUUUGUAAUCUGUUGACUAGGCGUACAGAGAGACACCAAACAGCAAACUGUCAUUUUAUUGUGUGACGUGUAAUUGUUGAUAAAUUUCGAGGUUAUUUCGCCUCAAGAUCUCCACGCAGAAUUGUUAGAAGAAAAAUAGAUCACAAUGAUUACAGACAUUCAGUUGGCAGUUUUCUCGAACAUUCUAGGAGUUUCCAUCUUUUUAUUGGUUAUCCUCUACCACUAUAUCAGUGCAAAUAGCUCAAAAUGAAUGGUCAUCGUCAUAAAUAGACACAAUGAAUUAUAUUUUUACAGCAGGAAACUGUAAUAUGUUAAGAUGUAAAUAAAUUAAGUUUUCUUAUAUAUCAA